AUGGACAAAUACGCCCCCAAAUUUAGCAAAGUUCUGUUGACACCCGAACCACAUUACAUACCAGGGUAUGCAGGGUAUUGCCCACAGCUGAAGUACAAUGUUGGGAAGUCCUAUGGUCAGCUCACAGGCGAGCUGCUCACCAGGCCUGAGGUGCACUACUCCAACCGCCUGCUCCACCACACAGAUCACAUCCCCCCUGCAAAGUGUGACCCCAGUCUGACACCGAGAAGCAACCCUGAAAGUAACUUGAAGAAUAUGAUACCAGGAUACACAGGCUUCAUCCCAAAGAGGCGGAACUACUUUGCCUGCAGCUACUCUGAAACAUGUCAUAAAGCAUUGUCUGAGUUUUACCAUGAUAAGUGUGAAAAAAUCCAACGGAAAUCAUCAGACCUGCCAGCUGUUGUCAACUACACCAACCAACAGCUUAAAAGGCCAAACCCCCCCCUCACAGCAAUCUCCAAUAAAGUGAUCUCCUACAAGCCCCUGAAACCCUUCACCCCCAUUGGAAAACCAUAUUUCAUGGAUGACCAUAACCCGCAGAAGUACUUCAUGUCAGGAUUUACAGGGCAUGUGCCGAAAUCUCGCUUCCUAAUUGGCAAAGGUUACCCCAUCACUACCAACCAGGCACUGAUCCAGUUUGGGAAACAGCAGGAGGUUGACCCAUCCUCCAAACACGCCCCAGUGUGGAAGGACAGUACAGUACCUCCCAUGCCUACCAUCUAUCCAUCAAACAGGGGUGUGGUGCCAUCGUUCACAGGGCAUAUCCCAGGAUACCAAUUCAUGUAUGGACAUACCUUUGGUCAACUUUCCCAAAAUGCACUGGAAAAGAGUGGCAUCAAGAGAAUCCCUCAAGCAAAGUCAUAA
This is a messenger RNA of Scomber japonicus (chub mackerel), 864 nucleotides long. It is a transcript of the gene cimip2b, whose product is annotated as family with sequence similarity 166 member B. Lineage: Eukaryota; Metazoa; Chordata; Actinopteri; Scombriformes; Scombridae. The transcript has 6 exons. Bases 1 to 864 code for a protein of 287 amino acids. The record is from RefSeq and is a predicted model, not a curated record.